AUGGAAAGUGCCAACUGGACAGCCUCCGUGACAGAGUUUAUUCUCCUGGGCCUCUCUGCCCACCCAAAGCUGGAGAAGAUGUUCUUUGUGCUCAUCCUGUCAAUGUACCUGGUGAUCCUGCUGGGCAACGGCGUCCUCAUCCUGGUGACCAUCUCUGACUCCCACCUGCACACACCCAUGUACUUCUUCCUGGGCAACCUCUCCUUCCUGGACAUCUGCUACACCACCUCCUCAGUUCCCCUCAUUCUUGACAGCUUUCUGACCCCCAGGAAAACCAUCCCCUUCUCAGCCUGUGCUGUGCAGAUGUUUCUCUCCUUUGCCAUGGGAGCCACAGAGUGUGUGCUGCUGGGCAUGAUGGCGUUUGAUCGCUACGUGGCCAUCUGCAACCCCCUUAGGUAUCCCGUGGUCAUGAGCAAGGCUGCCUACUUGCCCAUGGCUGCCAGCUCCUGGGCAGCUGGAAGUGUUGCCUCCAUAGUUCAAACAUCCCUUGCAAUGAGGCUGCCCUUCUGUGGGAAUAACAUCAUCAACCACUUCACCUGUGAGAUCCUGGCUGUCCUGAAGUUGGCCUGUGCUGACAUCUCCAAUAAUGUGAUCAGCAUGGGAGUGACAAAUGUGAUCUUCUUGGGGAUCCCAGUUCUGUUCAUAUUUGUCUCCUACAUCUUUAUCCUCACCACUAUCUUGAGGAUCCCCUCAGCUGAAGGGAGGAGAAAGGCCUUCUCCACCUGCUCUGCCCACCUCACAGUCGUGGUCGUCUUCUAUGGGACCAUCCUCUUCAUGUAUGGGAAACCCAAAUCCAAAGACCCUUUGGGGGCAGGCAAACAGGACCUUUCAGACAAGCUCAUCUCCCUCUUCUAUGGGGUGGUGACCCCCAUGCUCAACCCCAUCAUCUACAGCCUGAGGAACAAGGACGUGAAGGCUGCUCUGAGGAACCUGGUGAGUCAGAAAAUCUUCACCCAGUGGUGUUUGGAGAACAGAUGUCCCUGUAGUUCUGUUCCCAUUGGCUGCUUUCACCCACCAAUCUCAAAAGAACGUGUCCCCCAAAGAAGACACAUGUGA
This is a messenger RNA of Myotis myotis, 1056 nucleotides long. RefSeq names its product olfactory receptor 13C7. The transcript has a single exon. Lineage: Eukaryota; Metazoa; Chordata; Mammalia; Chiroptera; Vespertilionidae. The record is from RefSeq and is a predicted model, not a curated record. Gene Ontology annotation, cellular component: membrane. Gene Ontology annotation, biological process: G protein-coupled receptor signaling pathway. Gene Ontology annotation, molecular function: G protein-coupled receptor activity; olfactory receptor activity. The coding region runs from base 1 to 1056 and encodes 351 amino acids.